CGUGAUGAUGUCACCACCAGCGUAGUCUGAAUGUGACAUGAGUCUAUAGAAACCAGCACUCACCCUGUAGUGUCUGACAACACACAGCUCAGCAAAGACAGAGUACAUCAUCUUCCCCAGGACACACUCAGACUAGAGAGGAUGCAGACUGCAUAUGAUAGUCUUACCAAACAGAGACAACAGCAGGCCAUGACCCUGAGCAGAGAGGCAAUGGGAGGGGGUCUGAACUUGGGGAAGAAGAUCAGUGUUCCAAAGGAUCUGAUGAUGGAGGAGUUAAAUCUGAAUGCUAACAGGGGAUCUAGGAUGUUCCAAGAGCGUCAGAAAAGAGUGGAGAGAUACACACUGGAGAACACAGCGCCCUCCAUCAUAUAUAACAACAUAGAACAGAAUCAAAACCAGAACCAAAACCACAUGAUUACAGACAUACAGGGAGGGAAAGAAAACCUGUUGUAUCCAGCAGCUGGUAAACACAGUCUUGUCACCACCCUGAAGAAGACUGUGGCAAAGAAGGGCAGCCCCAAUGUCCUGGCACCAGGUUACUCUGGGCCCCUAAGAGAGAUCCCUCGAGAGAAGUUUAAUUCCACAGUCAUCCCAAAGUCGUAUUGCUCACCAUGGCAGGAAGCCCUAGGAGAUAGCGAAGAGCUUCUGUCCUCUCUCAAUGCUCAGUUACCUCAACUGCCACAGACACUCCCACUAGCUAACUACAGGUGCUUUAACAGAGCUGCAGUGCCAUUUGGCGGUCGCACAUGCAGUCAGAGGGUGAUUCCUGUUAUUGGAUAUGAACAACUGGAGAAUCAAAAUCUUCCUGGCAUGACUCUGGCCAUGAUGUCCAGACGACCCAACUUCAACAGAGCCCCACGGGGAUGGGGCGUCAGAUACUCACCUGAGUCAAAUGACCUGUAAUCGACCUGCAAUAUUAGUGGACAAGAAAGACUGUCGCGCCGUAAAGACCUGCGCUUUGCACUUUUGGACUGUCAUGAUAUGUUCCUGACAGGUGAAAGAGGGCCGUAGGAGGUCACUCUCAAGGAGAGCAGGUGAAAGUUUAGAUUUGACCUCAUUUGAAAUGUAAAAUUAAACAUGACAUAACUGAUCAGGAUGAAGAGACAGGAAAGGACAGAUGAUUUCAGCGCAGAAUAAAAGGAGGUCAGAUGCUCUUCUAGAAAAAAUAGAAAGUUAAUUAGACAAAAUUAUUAACAAAUUUAAGCAAUGAGUCUAAAGCUUAUUCAUAACUAAUCAUACAUACAUUUUCUAUAUAAUUGUAGACAAGCAACAUGUAAGAAAAAAUGUGUCCAAGUUUAAAUCAAGUGUGCAAACAUACAGAAAAUACCUGGAAACUUAAAAUGUCUGAAUUGAAUCAUUUUGUGAAAUGUUUUGCAUGCUUGGUUUCGCUGUCUGUCUUCACAAUAAAUGACACUUGUUUUUACAUUUUGUUAUCUAA
Xyrauchen texanus (razorback sucker) is the source of this 1438-nucleotide messenger RNA. It is a transcript of the gene myoz3a, whose product is annotated as myozenin 3a. Bases 142 to 903 code for a protein of 253 amino acids. Gene Ontology annotation, molecular function: actin binding; telethonin binding; FATZ binding. Lineage: Eukaryota; Metazoa; Chordata; Actinopteri; Cypriniformes; Catostomidae. The transcript has 6 exons. The record is from RefSeq and is a predicted model, not a curated record. Gene Ontology annotation, cellular component: actin cytoskeleton; Z disc.